This is a messenger RNA of Coniophora puteana RWD-64-598 SS2, 765 nucleotides long. RefSeq lists its product as uncharacterized. The transcript has 2 exons. Bases 1 to 765 code for a protein of 254 amino acids. The record is from RefSeq and is a predicted model, not a curated record. Lineage: Eukaryota; Fungi; Basidiomycota; Agaricomycetes; Boletales; Coniophoraceae.
AUGUCAGUCAUCCUGUCUCUCAGUCCGGUUCCUGGUCGUGUCACUCGCCGACGUGCUCGUGAACUCGGCAUCUCGCUCCCGUCCUUGUUCGACCGCUCUAGCAUCGACAACGACCAUCACCCUUCCCCGCUCACUCCUCUUGUUGAGGAAGACGAGCCUCUUGCACUUCCCGUUUCCACCGACCUGUCCUUCUCUAGCGAUUCCUCCUCUGACGACUAUCCUCCCCCUCCUCUCUCGAUUCCUUCCAUCAUGGCCAAAGCUUCCGUCGUACAGGCCGCUCCCACCAAACCUCCUGUCCUUACGGCUGGCGAUCUCACGCCCGAGACUGUGCAGGAUCUCGAGGACGCUCUCGAUCGCUUCUACCAUAUGAAGGAUGUCGCUGAUGCCAGACACAUCUCCUACGCCAUGUACGCUUUCCAAGAUCGUCAGGUUUCGGACUGGAUCACUACCAAUCGCGUCACUCUCAAAGAACUCUCUGUCGUGGAUUUUUUCACGAAGCUCAGGGACCGUUGGCUGGAACCCAACUGGGUCAUGAAGAUUACUCGUCGUAUUGGGAAGUCCUUCCAAGAAAAUCGUCCGUUCCGAGAGUGGGCUAAUCACAUCUGCCGCACUAACGCUCUCAUCUCUGGACGAGAAGGACAUCUCAGUAAUGGUUCUAUUCGUGCAGCUCUCGCAGCGCGCAUGAACGAACAACUCCAAGCUCCUGUAGAUCGACUCAACAUCAGCGAAGAGAUGGCUCUCGAAGGCUCGCUAUUUUACGUUUGA